Messenger RNA from Pyrenophora tritici-repentis Pt-1C-BFP, 1932 nucleotides. NCBI's taxonomy places the organism in Eukaryota, Fungi, Ascomycota, Dothideomycetes, Pleosporales, Pleosporaceae. The record is from RefSeq and is a predicted model, not a curated record.
AUGCCGGCACCUCUAUUUAAGCGCUUCGUACCACCUCCUGCCCCGGUCAAGAAGCAGCCCUCGCCCGCUCCCAUACAAACGCACGCAGUCGCAAGGCCAAUCCAUGCGCCCGAGGAAGAGGUUGCAGCAGUCGACUCCCCCAAGCCAAGCAAAAAGCCCAAGAAAAGGAAGCGCGAAGCCGACGUCGCAAAUGAUCAAGAUGAAGAGGUUUCAAAGAAGCACAAGAAUAUCCUCUCCAAGUUUGAAAAGGCGGCAAAGCUAGCUGAAGCGAAGAACCAGCAAGGCGAGGAUGAGACUAUCGAAGAGGCUAAAGAGCAAGAGGUACUUCACGAUUUAGAGCCUAUGCCACAGCCCGCGCCAAUUCCCGAACCAGUCUACGAGCCGACCUUCUCCACCCUUCCUACAUGGCUCGCCCAACCUACCACGAUCGAAGCGUCCAAGACGGUACCAUUUUCAGAGCUUGGGGUUGAUCCCUUCUUCGCAAAGACGCUACAGAAGCAGGGAUUCAAGGAUGCUUUGGCGGUACAGACUGCGCUGGUACCUAUGCUGCACACAGGUUUCGAGCAGCACCUGGGUGAUAUCUGCGUCUCGGCAAAGACUGGCUCUGGAAAGACCUUAGCCUAUCUCCUCCCUAUAAUCGAGCAACUCAAAGACCGCACAGUGCCAGUCCUGUCUGCCAUCGUCGUAGUUCCUAGCCGACAGCUUGUCAACCAAGCGCUGCAAGUUGCCGAGGAACUAUGCUCAGGAACCAAGAUCAAGGUUGGAACAGCACUUGGCAACGUUGCAUUUGCUACAGAGCAAAAGCAGUUGAUCAAACUGAGGCCACAGUACGACCCCAGGAGAGCACGCGAGCUGAACGAGAAGGCGUUACGGCAAUAUCAAACAGGUUCCAUGGAAAGAAGAGGGCUAUAUGAGGACCUAAAGGGCCGACUGGUAGAGCACAUCGAGAACACUACCGGCUUUCUGUUAAACGCCGUGCGAUGGCUCGUUAUCGAUGAAGCCGACCAGCUGCUGAAUCAAAACUUCCAAGGCUGGGCGAAUGUGCUCAUGGACGCUCUCCAUGGCGAGACCCCCGUCGACUUGAUGAACGCCCAGGAACGGAUACAAAAGCGGGAGCGCGAUGCCAACUCUAUCUGGUCAAUUGCAUUACCAGCCCGUAGACAGCUCACAAAAGUGGUGCUUUCUGCGACAAUGGAGAAAGAUGUCACAAAGCUUGGAACACUGAGGUUGAAACGGCCAAAGUUGGUGGUCGUACAGGACGAAACCGCAGAGGUGCAGCCUCUAGACUAUGAAGAUGACGUCUUCGAGCUACCUUCGACGCUGGAAGAAUUCGCGGUCCAUGUGGGUGACGGUUCGAACAAGCCACUGCACCUGCUGUACAUACUACUCAACUAUGUUUUUCCUGGUAGUCAGACAGCAUCGGUCUCUUCAUCGGAUUCUUCUGCGUCAGAUUCAUCGUCAGAUUCUGACUCUGACUCUGGCGACACAUCGGUAUCACAACAAACAGGACGCGUGCUGAUCUUCACCAAGAGCACCGAGAAUGCGUCUCGCAAGCUGCUCAAGUCUUUCAGCUCAGGGGCCAUCAAGAUCUUAAUCGCCUCAGAUGCGGCCUCUCGUGGACUCGAUAUACCCGAUAUUAGCCAUGUCAUCAACUACGACUUGCCUACGAGCAUCACCAGCUAUGUUCAUAGAGUGGGGCGGACAGCUCGGGCGGGCAAACCAGGAGAAGCCUGGACGCUCUUCACCAAAACCGAAGCUGCUUGGUUCUUGAAGCAAGUAGCCAAAGGAGACAGGAUAAAGCGUGGAAGCAAAAAGGUCAAGCGUAUGGAAUGGAAUGAGAGCACCGUAACGGCAGAGGGGAGGAAGAAGGCCUACCGGACAGCGCUGAAACAACUAGAGACUGCCGUCACGGGCAGCACCGAAACGCAGUAG